Lolium rigidum is the source of this 1338-nucleotide messenger RNA. RefSeq names its product PHD finger protein ALFIN-LIKE 4-like. Gene Ontology annotation, cellular component: nucleus. Gene Ontology annotation, biological process: regulation of DNA-templated transcription. The transcript has 5 exons. NCBI's taxonomy places the organism in Eukaryota, Viridiplantae, Streptophyta, Magnoliopsida, Poales, Poaceae. The record is from RefSeq and is a predicted model, not a curated record. Gene Ontology annotation, molecular function: histone binding; transcription coregulator activity; transcription cis-regulatory region binding. The coding region runs from base 106 to 885 and encodes 259 amino acids.
CCUCUACUACUCCCGAUUGCCCCAGAAUUCCAGUCGAAUCCCCUCCUCUUCCACGAAAACCCUAAUCUCGCCAGCCCCCUCCUCUCUCCGGCGGUCGCGGACUAGAUGGCGGCUAUGGGCGACAGCGUCCUCUCGGUCUCGGCCGCCAUCCACCCGAACGUGCACUCCCCGGAGGACGUCUUCCGCCUGUACCGCGGCCGCCGCGCCGGCAUCGUGCAGGCCCUCACCGAAGACGUGGAGGAGUUCUACGAGCAGUGCGACCCUGACGAGAAUGCCUUGUGCCUCUUUGGACAGCCUAAUGGAACCUGGGAAGUGAAACUGCCAAUCGAGGAUGUUCCUGUUGAACUUCCUGAGCCAGUAUGUGGGAUAAACUUUGCUCGCGAUGGAACACCCAAGAAAGUUUGGCUAUCUAUGAUAGCUAUCCAUAGUGAUGCAUGGUUGAUGUCCAUGGCAUUUUACCAUGCGGGUCGUGUUGCAUUUGACAGAGACGACAGGGAACUGCUCUUCAGGAUGAUCAAUACCCUUCCCACUGUCUAUGAAGCUGUGAAAGAAAGCUAUGAGAAGCAAACGCAGACCCUGAAAGCCAGCAGCAAAAAAAAGUCUAGCUCCCAGACGCUGGAGGAAGAGGAGGGCGCCAAUGCUAGUGGAGGCAGUGAGGAUCAAGCUAUGACGGAGUGCGCCGCUUGUCAAGAGACCUACAGCGCUGACGACGGGCACUUCUGGAUUGGUUGCGACCAUUGUGAGAGGUGGUUCCAUGGCAGGUGUGUGGGGAUGACUCCUGAGAAGGCAGAUGAAAUCGAGCGCUACAUGUGCCCUGGUUGCAGCUACAAGAGUAAACAAAACAAGAUGAAAGCUCCACGGCAAGUGUGUGGGGAUGACUCCUGAGAAGGCAGAGGAAACCAACCGCUACAUGCGCCCUGGUUGCAUCCAGAAGAGUAAACAAAACAAGAUGAAAACUUCUUGCUGAUGUGAUUAGGAAGUUGUGAUAGUGGUGACUGGUGAUGCUUGAACCGGGGGGAUCUCUCGUUUUCGCACCUCUGCUGUUUGCUCCGCUGUUGCAUUUAGCUUCGUGACAUCUUAGGAUGUUGGCUGGCGAUGGGAACAUGAGGUGGAUUCGUGGAAUGCUCAGGCCGUCAGCUUGGGUUUAAACCCCAGCAGGCAUCCGGAUCCCGUACUCCUGUUUGACACCGUUUCGAAACAAAAUCAUGUCACAUUGCCUGAGUGGACAUAGUAUACAUUGGUACUAUGAGUAGGCCAUAUGCUAUCUUAAUUAGUGUUGAUGGAUGUUGAACGUGGAAAGACUCUGGAGUAAUGAAAUGAUUGGUUAGUGAGCUGGAA